CCAUUGACGAAUCGUUCUUGGCGCUUGCUGCACCCAACAGCGUGUGUGUGCAGGACAGCAUUUUGCCGCAGAUAAUUCAGUAUCAUGCUGGCCUCGCUCUGGGAUCACCAUCGCUUUUUGUGCUAGACCUCGCUCAGCUCACACGUUGUGGCCUUGCUCCUCGGUGAUCGCUGUGGCCUAGCGCACCUAGUGCCACGACGCUAGUGCUGGUGUGCCGCGCUGUGCCGCGCUCUAGCGCCGUGUCGUGUCGUAAUGACUCAACCUAGUAGUAAAGCGCACAUGUUCGCCGAGGCCGCGAUGCCGCGUUUCGCGGCGAAUUACGCGCCGCUAACCCCGCUAGCGUUCCUCGAGAGGGCGGCGCGGGUGCACCCCGAGUCGCCGUCCGUGAUCUACGGCCGGCGGCGCUUCACGUGGUCGCAGACGUUCCUCCGCUGCUGCCAGCUCGCGGCGGCGCUGGAGCGCGCGGGCGCGCGCAAAUACGACCGCGUGGCGGUGCUUGCGCCGAACGUGCCCGCCAUGUACGAGGCGCAGUUCGGCGUGCCUCUAACGGGGGCUGUGCUCGUGUCUGUCAACGCCCGCCUCGAUGCCGCCUCUGUUGCGCGCAUUCUGGCGCACAGCGAUAGCAAGUUUCUCCUAGUGGACCAACACUUGGCGUCUCUCGCCCUCUCCGCGCUCUCCCUUCUCCCCACCACAGCCUCACCCACUCACACCGUCCACGUCCGACCAAAAGUUGUGCUUAUAGCGGAUGGCGAGGAGCCGUCAUCUGCUGACAUGGCGGAUCCGGGCGGCGAGCAGGCAGAUAUAGAGGGUUUGGGAGCGGUAGGGGAGUAUGAGGAGUUUAUUGCCUCCGUGCCGUUUGUUGGGCCUGUGGGUGGGGCUCAGCUUGCCACUGCUCUUGCUGCUGCUGCUGCUGCUGCUGCUGAUGGUGGUGUUAUUACGUCUGCUGCUGAUGAUGGUGCUAAUGGUGCUGAUAGUGGUGAUAGUGUUGAUGCCUUCGCCUCACGCCCGCAGCUGCUCCCUCUCGUCGCUGACGUUGCGAAUUCUGACUGGUGGGCGUCGCACCUACCGCAGGACGAGCAGGACCCCAUAGCUCUCAACUACACCUCAGGCACCACGUCAGCGCAGCCCAAGGGGGUGGUCUAUUCCCACCGCGGCGCUUACCUAAACGCGCUAAGUGCCGUGCUCAUGGUGCAGCUGCGCACGCACGCCGUUUUUCUACUAUCAGUCCCGCUUUUCCACUGCAACGCGUGGUGUUUCUGCUGGUCGCUGCCGUCUGUCUCCGGCACGGGUGUGCUUAUAAGGAACGUGACUGCACGGGCGAUCUUUGCAGCAGUGGCUGAAAGGAGGGUUGAGGUGAUGGUGGGAGUGCCAGUGGUGCUGAACCUGAUGGUUAACGCAGCCGACCAGGAUAAGGCGUUGCUGGGUGCGAGUCGAGGAGGGAGAAAUGGGGAGAGUUACAAAGAUGAGCAACCGCAUAGGGUUACCAGCAGGGUUACAGUCCUCACAGGAGGUGCCCCUCCUCCUGCCGCCAUCUUGGCUCACAUGGAGCAACUGGGGUUCGAUGUCAUCCACUCGUACGGGUUAACCGAGACGUACGGCCCGGCCAUGUUCUGCGACUGGAAGCCACACUGGGACGCCCUCCCCCUGCCCAAACGAGCCAGAAUCAAAUCCCGGCAGGGCGUACGGCAUAUCGGGCUGCAGAGCGCUGCAGUGCUGGACCGGGCGACGCUCCGGCCUGUGCCUAUGGAUGGGGUGACUAUAGGGGAGGUGGUGUUUCGGGGGAACACAGUGAUGAGGGGGUAUUUACAUGGGAGAGAGGAGACACAAGUUGCAUUUGCCGGUGGCUGGUUUCGCUCUGGUGAUCUGGCGGUGGUGCAUGGGGACGGGUAUGUGGAGAUUAAAGACCGGUCUAAGGAUAUUAUUAUCUCUGGAGGGGAGAAUAUUAGCAGUAUUGCAGUGGAAGGGGUGUUGUACCGGCAUGCAGCAGUGAUGGAGGCAGCUGUGGUGGCUAGGCCGGAUGACAUGUGGGGGGAGACUCCCUGUGCUUUCGUGGCCCUCAAACCUGGUUACAGGGUUACCAGUAAAGCCCCGACUGAUGCUACGAUGGCUGGUGUUAGAGAGGAUGCUAGCAGUGCAGGGGGGUCUGAGCAGGUGGUAUCUGAGGAAGAUAUUAUUCUGUUCUGCAGGGAGCACUUGCCCCAUUUCAUGGCUCCCAAGAGCGUUGUUUUCGGCCCGCUGCCCAAGACUGCAACGGGCAAGAUCCAAAAGUUUCAGCUGCGGGAGCGAGCAAAGCAGCUGGGGUCGCUACCUUGGAGGGAGCACAGGAGCAAGCUGUGAGGGGUGGAGAGGGGUGGAGAGAGGGGGGGAGAGAGGGGGGGAGAUAGGGGGGUAGAGGGUAGAGGGGGAGGGCGACAGGGCAGUGUAGAGUCUUGAGACUCUCAAAGCAGCUGGGGUCGACGCCUUGGAGGGAGCACAGGAGCAGGCUGUGAGGGGCGGAGAUGGGGGGGGUGGCAAGGCGACAGGGUGUUGAGAGACGUUUCAGGGCAGCUGGGGUCGCUGCCUUUGAGAGAGCACAGGAGCAAGCUGAGAGGGGUGAAUACACGGAGGGGGACAUGGCUUUCUUGAAACUUGGACUUCAGGGCUGCGAGGUUACCAACCACGCUGGAAAUGUUUGAGUUAU
Molecule: messenger RNA, 2680 nt
Organism: Closterium sp. NIES-67
Lineage: Eukaryota; Viridiplantae; Streptophyta; Zygnematophyceae; Desmidiales; Closteriaceae
Source: the annotation of a GenBank genome assembly